CUUUCACACAAUGUCAUUCUAUUAACCAGGGUUCUUCCACGACGGCAAACAAUAUUUUCCCGAUAUUCAGGUCUUCCCACUGACAAACCCAUAUUGCAUUGAUCAAUCAAAACACAACACUAACAGUACACCCCACCAUCCAACCUCUACCUAUUCCAUAACAGACAUUUUAUUUAUAUAACGACAAUCCUGCUCCUUCCUUCCUCCCCCUCCGUCUUCUACUUCUCCCUUCAUUUCCUUCUCCAAUCUCAUUAUUAUUGCCUUUCAUCCUUUUGGGAGAGAUAAAAUAAGUACCAGUGAAGUACUGGGGUCGAUGUAAUCGACUUAUCCCCUCCCCCUGAAAUAGCUGGCGUUGUGCCAAAAUUAUUAUCAUCAUCAUCAUCAUUAUUAUCAUCAUCAUUAUUAUUAUUAUUAUAUGCCCGGGAUUACAUAUUCAGGAUUUAUCACAGAGGAGGAAAUUUCUACGAAGUGAAGAACGAGUUGUCCCUUUUUUUUUUCUUACCAAAGGUAUAACAAGAACUGCAGCUCCUGGAACGCACGCACAACUUCCACACACAUUCACACACAUACAUACACAUACAUACACAUACACACAACUCCCCCCCCCACAUCAUACCCCGCACCGUUCACAAAACAUCACGUAAUACAGACCACGUCACUUUUAUCCGUCGAACGAUACAUAUAAGCAUACAUAUAUAUUUAUAUAUAGAUACACACACACACACACACACACCACACACACACACACACACACACACACAUACAAGAUAUACACACGUAAGAUAUAUAUAAAUACUUAAGACAUAUACACAUACACAACCAGAAGACAGGAAAUGGAACACCAGCAUCACGAAGGAAAUACUAGUGAAAGACAGACCAACUCUAGUGAUAAUCAGACUACUUUCAACGAAAUAAAGACCAUUUCCAGCGAAAGACAAAAUGCUUCGAGUGAAAGAAAGAUUACUGUUAGUGAAAUACAGACCAGUUUCUGUGAAAUACAGACCAAUUCCAGUGAAACAGCGCAAAGUCCAAGAUGGCUUAAAUGGUUUAUUCUUGUUAUUUCUUAUAUCAUCAACGUCAUCGUAACAGGAAUAGUGUUUUCUUUUGGCGUUCUUUAUGUGAAACUUUUAGAUGAAUUCAAGCAGGGCAAAGCCCGUACGGCAGCCGUCGGUUCAAUAUCCAUUGGAUUACUUUUUGGUGUUGGUCCAUUUGCAGGCCUUCUGGUCAAGAGGCUCCACUCACGUCCAGUUGCAAUAUUUGGCUCAGUUAUAUCAGUCAUAGGCUUAUUUACAAGUUCCUAUGCCAACACUCUCCCACAACUCUACGUGCUGUAUAGUGUAUUAGCAGGAAUUGGUUUCGGUUGCUUGAAUCUGACGGCCAUUCUAUGUGUGACGGAACAUUUCCAGGAAAAGCAAGGUCUUGCCUGUGCAAUAUCAUCGAGUGGUUGUGGAGUGGGAAAUAUCAUAUUUCCUAUUAUAAUCAGCGAGCUGAUAGCUUCGGUUGGCUGGCGACCAUCAAUGCAGUUCCUUUCUGGUAUUCAACUAGUUACUGGUCUUUGUUCACUUUUGAUGUUCCCCAAAAGAAAUAAAUUCUUUCCUUGUUGCCAAUUUCGGAAUAAGUCGACUAAAAGAAGAUCAAUCUCGUUUAAUGUCAAUAUUUACCCUAAUAUUUCGGCAGUUCUGAAAGAUUUAUGGCUGGAUGGUUUGAUCGAUAUGAAAUCAAGUUUUUACAGUAAAACGAAACGAGACUCUAGCGUAAAUUACAUUCAGUUUCAUUCCUCAUCAAUAAAUGUUAUUAAAGACUCAGGAGAUUUUCAAACAGGAACGAAGAGACACAUGUGUACUGAUGAGCAAUAUUCCAGUACACAAUCUAAUUCUAUCUCAACUGUUGAUAGAUAUUCUUUAGAAUAUCACCAAAACUUUUGUGCAAACGUCAUGGAAGGAAAUCAUUUGGUGGAAAAAUCUUCAAAAAAUGGAGAGCAAAGUUUUACGGGAAAGAUUCAUAGAUGUUGGAACUGUAUAAAAAAUUAUCUCCGUGAUAUUAAUAUCUUCAAAAAUACAAAAUAUCUAGUGCUUUUCUGCUCCUGUUUGCUGUCAGCUACUGGCGCUGGAGUUCCUGUUAUUAUCAUAUCGGACUAUGCUGAGUCAUUUGGUACAACCACAAAGAAAGCCGCCAUUUUAGUGUCUGUAAUCGGAGUCACUGGAUUUGUCGGUCGUCUACUAGCUGGAGCAGCGUCGUGUUAUUCAAAAUUGAACAUCUUAAUGCUCUACACCGUGGCCAUGUUACUGAGCGGCGUGUCAACUCUUCUUAUUCCAUUGCUGCAACGCUUCUGGUUCUGCAUGCUAUUCUCUGCCUUUUUUGGACUUUUCUAUGGAAUAACAGCUGGAUUAGACCCGUCCAUAUUGGCUUAUAUUGCAGGCAAAGAUAAUAUAGCUGUAUCGUUCGGGUUUUUCACACUGGCACUUGGAGUCGGUAGCACUGCCAGUGCUUCUCUUGCAGGUUUGUUACGAGACCUGACUGGACACUAUAGGGGUUCAUUUUAUUUGGCUGGAGUAUUUUUGUGCGUUUCAGCCUUGUGUGUAUUGCCAUUGGCGAUAUUGUCGCGACUAAGACAACGAGAGCUGAAAGAUGUCCCUCCAUGUAGCUGUAUCAUGUUAACAAGAUAUCACGUAAUACACUGACACAUGUAGAACUAUAAACAUAAGGCAAUUAUAAAUAUGAACAUUUGCAUUUAAUUGAACAUUAUUUCUUACAUUCGGACAAUUACAUACAUUUCACAUCGUCGAUAUUGAAAGAUGAAAGACGUAUACAAUCCAAGCGGGAUUUGGAUCCGUAAAACUAAUAAAAUAUUUUAUCUUAUCAAAUUUCA
Octopus bimaculoides (California two-spot octopus) is the source of this 2869-nucleotide messenger RNA. Its product is annotated as monocarboxylate transporter 9. The record is from RefSeq and is a predicted model, not a curated record. Gene Ontology annotation, molecular function: monocarboxylic acid transmembrane transporter activity. Gene Ontology annotation, biological process: transmembrane transport. Lineage: Eukaryota; Metazoa; Mollusca; Cephalopoda; Octopoda; Octopodidae.